AUGGUUGAGAAAGGCAUGUGCACGUCAAGCCUUCCUCCGACCUUCCGCGAGGCAAUUUACGUUGCGCGCGGCAUGGGAUUCUCGUACAUCUGGAUCGAUUCACUAUGCAUCAUCCAAGAUGACAAAGAUGACUGGAAGGCUGAAGCAAGACGAAUGGCUAUCAUCUACGACAAUGCAACCUGUACAAUUGUUGCGAUGGAUGGCCUUGACAGUGAGGCCGGUCUCAGCAUACAGAACUCGGAGCUCAAGAGCGCUGGUAUUUUGGAUUCUAGGGCUUGGCUUGGUGGCUCGACGAGCACCAGAGACUUCCGCUUGCCGCGUCCUAUCCCCAAGGAGGAGAAUGCAUGGGAAGAUGUGGAGGACGAAGAAGAGAGUGAAGAAGACGCGGAAGAUGAUGAACUCGAGGGAGCAAACCACGAGGGAGAUGAUAUCGACGUUGACAGUAGCGAAGAUGCUGUUGAAGACGAUGAUCAUGAAGGCAGCAAUGAAGAAGCCGAGGAUUCAUCUGAUGACGAAACCCACGGAAUGGAAAUCAACACAACUCACUUCGCGGAUGACGGUCAGAAUCACCGAGGCUCUGAGUUCGACGACGAAGCCUACGACAGCGAUGGCUAUCCAGCUUACCGAGGAGGUCUGCCUGGGCAUGCUGCAAAUCUUUCGGUUUUUCUCGAAGGCAAGGGGCCAUCUAAGUUGUAUCGUGUGCACCCGGACGGCCCAAAUGACGACGGAACUGAUCCGUUUGGGGAUUACAUGGUCGUGGCAACUGAUCUCAGCCGACCCCGAGACGUGUAUUAUCCUUUUCUCAAAACCUGGUGGCAGUUUCUCUCCAACUACUCCUCGCUAUCUCUAAGCUACAGCUCGGACAAGUUCCUCGCUAUCAACGGUAUCACCACCGUGGCCCAAAGAUGGACACAUCUCCGGUCAUCUUUUGGUCUUUUCUACCACUUCUUCGAGACAGAGAUGCUAUGGUACGUAGAUCCGAAGGGUCCGUCGGGGGAGCGACAGAAGCCUUGGCUGGUACCGACAUGGUCGUGGGCCUCGACACGCAAUGGCAGCGUUGUCAACGACAUGUACCGCCGUCUGCCGAUGCGUGGUAGUCUUAUGAUCAAACCUGAAAUCAAGAUGGGAAUGGGCACCGCGUUCGACCAGCCGCUCCCUUUCGCUGCAUGGAUGGCUCGACGUUAUCAUACUCUCGAGAUGAAGGGCGAUUUGAGGAAAGGGGUUGUCACAGCAACUCCAGGUAUUAACGGAGAGACCAAGUACACUAUCGCACUGGACAAGCUUGGCCGGUUCUCAGACGAAGAGGUGCACGACUUUCGACCUGACUGUGCCGAGGAGUUCCCAGUUGGCCAGUCGGUCAAUGUGCUCUACAUGGUUUGGUAUCAUUAUGACGCCGAUUACUGGAAGCUCGACAAGCACAUCGACGUUGGCUUGGUGUUCAAGCAAAUGAAGGGGGAGACAGAAAUCACCAUGUACGAGGAAGAUGUGGCCAAGGAGUCAACCAGCGAGCAAAGGCUUCUGACCCGUCUGGGAUAUUUGGAGACCACGUAUCCCACGGGAAGCCGGCGAAACAUGGCGGAAGUGAUGGAAGAGUUGACCUGGUAUUUUGUAAGAGUGGCAUAA
Colletotrichum chrysophilum is the source of this 1623-nucleotide messenger RNA. RefSeq lists its product as uncharacterized. The transcript is spliced from 3 exons. NCBI's taxonomy places the organism in Eukaryota, Fungi, Ascomycota, Sordariomycetes, Glomerellales, Glomerellaceae. The coding region runs from base 1 to 1623 and encodes 540 amino acids. The record is from RefSeq and is a predicted model, not a curated record.